AUGAAGCUAGAGCUUGCCCUGCCUGUUUUGGGGCUCCUGCUCUGUGCGGCUGACACCACGGCGCAGGAUAACCUAGAGUUCAGGGUGGUGAUCUCUAAGACCAAGGUGACUCUCACCUGCCCCGUUCCGCCAGACACAGAAUGGAAGAGAAAUGAGAAAUCGGUACCUGGUGCUGGUAAGGAACAGGACUAUGUGAUUGAGGAGUACGAGAGUUCCAAGCAUGACGGGGAGUAUACGUGUAUGUCCGGGACAGAGUCCCUCAAGCUUCUCCUGAAGGCCAAAGUGUGCAGGAGCUGUGAGGAGCUGGAAGUCUUGACAGUGGCUGGGGUCAUCAUCGCAGAUCUCCUCAUCACCCUCGGGGUGCUGAUCCUGGUCUAUUACUUCAGCAAGAACCGGAAGGGGCGAGUCGGUGGCAGCGCCGGAGUUCAUCCGAAAGGCCAGAAGAUGGUGCGCCCCCCGCCUGUGCCAAACCCAGACUAUGAGCCCAUCAGGAAGGGUCAGCGGGAUCUGUACGCCGGGCUGCAGUCCAGGGGCUUCUGAAUCGCCCUGCGGAUGGCAGGUUGGACAAGAGCAGCUAAGGGCCCCCAGCUUCUGUCCCAUGUGAUACAGAGUCUCGGCAGUCCGUGCUGGGCAGUCGCACAUUCUGGGGACCAGCCCAGCAGCUGCAAUGGGAGACGCUGCCCCUCCUUGGACACCCUCCUUCCUGCCUUUGAUUUGACCCCAGGGAACAGAC
Messenger RNA from Terrapene triunguis (Three-toed box turtle), 733 nucleotides. RefSeq names its product CD3e molecule (gene CD3E). The record is from RefSeq and is a predicted model, not a curated record. Gene Ontology annotation, biological process: cell surface receptor signaling pathway; positive thymic T cell selection. Gene Ontology annotation, cellular component: alpha-beta T cell receptor complex; external side of plasma membrane. Bases 1 to 540 code for a protein of 179 amino acids. Gene Ontology annotation, molecular function: transmembrane signaling receptor activity. Lineage: Eukaryota; Metazoa; Chordata; Testudines; Emydidae. The transcript is spliced from 6 exons.